AUGGAUAAUUGUUGCGCACCACAGUGGGCAGAUUUUACACGCAGCCCGCAAAUUUUUGCCGAUGAUUAUUUCGAGAUAGAACACGAAGUGCACAAGCCUCAAAUGUAUUUUAAAUAUUCAUCAAAUUUAUACCCGUGUAAGCAAGAAAAUAAAAGCGAACAAUCUGUCAAUGAAACAAAAUUUGAUGACAGUUUAGAACCAGGGACGCCUGUACGUUCUAGCGUACGUUCUAGCGUAGCGUAUUUUAUACCUCAUGACAAUAAAAAACAUGCUGUAGUUCAAACUACGAACAAUGAACCUCCCAAAGAGUUGAAGUUAGAUGAGAAGUCCAGUAAGAUUCAUCAGACAUGGAGUGUAUCAAUAACAGAGCUAACAUCUGCUUUUAAGGUAAUGCCAGCACAACAUAAAGUUAAAAGUACAGUACCCAAGAAGAUUAGAGAGGGUAUGUCAGAGGCAAAGUCCUCCUUGAGAGAUGCUCAUAUCAAUGAUGUGAAAAAAAUAAACAAUCCACAAACUGCGUUUAUAAAGAAUAAACACGAAUCAGCAAUGAAAUCAAAAGUCAAUGUUUGUUCAAAAGAUGAUCCUUCAGACCGAAGAUUAUCAUACAAAAUUGUAAAAGUUCCAAGAACACAGCACAAUGCACUUAAUACAAAGCAAUAUUCAUUUGGAAAACCAAAAGUACUUACUUGUCAGUAUCGUAGAACUAGCUUAAUAAGGAACCGGAAACAUUCAAAUCAGUUUGUAAGUUUGGCAGAAGCAAUUUCCAAGUUUCAAACAGAAACGCCUGAAAGAUUUCGUACUCUUAGUAACAGAACUAUGAAGCCUGGUUUAUUAAUGAAGUUAAAACAAUCACCACUGAAGCUCACUUAUCCAAUUUCUCCUGCGCUGAGGUGUAAACAGAGAAAAAGAACAACUAAUACUUUGAAUCAGCAAGAGAGGGAGAAAUUAGAACUUGAAAAUAUGAAGAAACAUCAAAUUAAAGCGAACCCUGUACCAGUUAAUAUAUUAAAAGGUCCAACAUUAUUAAAGAAGGUGCCUAAAAAACCCAAUACAAUUACGGAAGAAUUCCAUUUAACUCAAUCUAAAAAAACACGUCACCCAACAGAUCCAUCUGUAAAUAUACAACAGAAUAUGAAUACCAAGGAACAUCAAAAAACUGUAUCUAUCAGUCGUUCUACUAGUUCUUCAAGUGUUUCUUGUAAAAAGAUAAAUAGUUCUGAACCUGAGGUAAGGGGUACUAUGAGAGUUGAAUUCGAACUUCGCAAUAGGGAGUUUCAGUUGAAGAAACAAGAAAAACUGAGAAAUUUGUGUAUUCAGGAAAGUAAUAAAAAUAAAACGCAGUUCCACGCGAGACCUGUUCCAAAAUUUUCAAAGUCAACAAGUGCAGUUAAAGACCAGAAACAGAAGAGAACUAUGAUUACACGUUCAUCUAGUUUGGAAGAAAGAAACAGAUUUGUUGCUAAGAAGGACGAACCUGUUAAACAAUUUGAAAGAUUGGAAACUGCUAAAAUACUCAAUACCAAUUCUAUUCCAUGCUUUAUUCGUGGUUCAGAGAAAGAAAAUAUACGAAACAAAGGAUAUAGUUGCAAAGCACUUGAAACAAGACAAACAAAAAGUAGCAGUGACCGAGAAAAUAAGCAGCCUUGUACUAUGAACAAUACUGUAUCAUGCAUAAGCACAAAGAAAAAACAGACAAGCCAGCAAACUGUGAAUCACUGUGAUAAACUUCAAAGUAAAAUUGGUAUGCCUUUCAUAGAUAUUAAGAAUAAAAAAUUGAGCAAUGCUCAGAAUAAAGUUGAUAAGCUUAAAUUAAAUAUGAAAAUUCAAGAGAGGAACGAAUUCGAUGACAUAAUCAAGAAAAGAGAGCAAGAAUUCAAAGCAAAGAAAUUACAGGAGGAAAGAUGCAGAUUGUUAGAACAAAAAAUGGAAAAAUUGAAGUUGCGCAAAAUGACAGAGGUGAAAGCUAAACCAAUGCCAGUUUAUAAACCUAUGGUUAUUGCAAAAUCAACCAAGCCUGUAACCAAUCCACAAAGUCCUGCACUGGGAAUCAGAAACAAAGCAAAAAGCGUUUCUUAA
Molecule: messenger RNA, 2076 nt
Organism: Heterotrigona itama
Lineage: Eukaryota; Metazoa; Arthropoda; Insecta; Hymenoptera; Apidae
Source: the annotation of a GenBank genome assembly